This is a messenger RNA of Dovyalis caffra, 1308 nucleotides long. The record is from the annotation of a GenBank genome assembly. Lineage: Eukaryota; Viridiplantae; Streptophyta; Magnoliopsida; Malpighiales; Salicaceae.
AUGGAACCACCGCCACCACAAACCCCUUCAUCAACAUCACUACAACGAACCUCCUCGAUCCCGACCACACUUCUCAACAAAUACGAAUUAGGCCGACUGCUUGGCCGUGGCAGCUUUGCAAAAGUCUAUGCAGCCCGUUCUUUAUCCGACAAGACACAAUUGGCAGCGAUCAAAAUCAUAGACAAAACAAAAACCGAUGCUUCCAUGGAACCCCGUAUUAUCUCCGAGAUUUCAGCCAUGCACCGCCUUCAACACCACCAAAACAUUCUCAAAAUCCACGAGGUUAUGGCAACAAAAACCAAAAUCUACCUCGUCAUGGAACUUGCCUUAGGAGGCGAUCUCUUCUCUAAGAUCCGCAAGACGGGGAAACUUAAAGAAUCAGCAGCACGUCGUUACUUUCAACAGCUUGUCUCUGCCCUCCGUUUCUGCCACCAAAAUGGUGUCUCUCACCGCGAUAUCAAGCCUCAUAAUUUACUUCUUGACGGUAAAGGUAAUUUAAAAAUAACUGAUUUUGGACUUUCGGCUUUGAAGAAUGGCGGCGGCGGCGGCGGAUUGCUUCACACGGCUUGUGGGACUCCGGCUUUCACAGCGCCGGAAGUUAUGGCACGGCGGGGCUACGACGGAGCUAAAGCGGAUGCUUGGUCUUGUGGGGUCAUGUUGUUCUUUUUAUUGUCGGCUUCUUUGCCUUUUGAUGACAGUAAUCUUGCAGUUAUGUGUAGGAGAAUUCAUAAAGGAGAAUAUCAAGUGCCUUCCUGUAUACCAAAGCCGGUUAAAUCGAUUAUAAUCCAGCUUCUUGACCCGAAUCCUAAUACAAGAAUGAGCAUUGAAGCGUUAAUGAAUCAUGCUUGGUUUUUGAAGAAGUUUGAAUUACCAACUCAAAGUAGCUUGUUCGAGUUGGAUUAUAAAAAUUCGUGUAAAUUUGAUAAGAGUGCGGUUGCGAGCAUUAAUGCCUUUGAUAUAAUAACUAUGUCUUCAGGGUUGGAUUUGUCAGGUUUAUUUGAGGUUAAGAAUUGGAGAGAGAGAAGAUUUACAUCAAGCGAAACAGUGGAAAGAGUUACAGAGAGAGUGAAAGAAGUUGGAGGGAGAUUGGGGUAUAGGGUGGAGGAAGGAAACGGUGGGGUUGCUAUUGGGUUGGGGAAAGAGAGGGUGGGAUUGGUGUUCGAGGUGUUAGAAAUAGUGGAGAAGCUGUUGGUGGUGGAAGUUAAGGCGGUGGUGGGUGGUGGGUUGGAAUUUGAGGAGUUUCAUUGGGGAGAACUGAAAGAUGGGCUUGAGGACGUUGUGCUUCAAUGGCAUAACGAUGCUCUGUGA